AUGACGAUCUCCGCCUACCGCUGCACCGUGCGGCUUCGACGCUGGCUUCACCUCCGCAGCACUAGGUCCUCGAGCUCCCCGGACCCAGCUCGGAAGGACCAUGACGACUCCUUCAAAGGCCACCGUGCCUACCGCGAAGCCUUCGAGUUUAACGGUGGUGACACCUUCACGUCGCGCCUUCAGCGCCGACCCACCAUCAAAAAGCUCGGCGAGACCAUCCCGAUUAGGGCACUCGAUUUGCGCCGCGCGACCAUCUUCACACCCGGGAGAAGCCGGCGGCGGAGUCUUCGGGAGCAGCGCGAGACCCCUCGGGACAUAUUACGUGCCCUGGGCCAGAUGCUCGCUCCCAAGUCGAACGCCAUUGCGUCAUCGUCGCCGCCGGUGGAUGAAAAGAGAUCAUCCCUCGCCAAAGUGUAUGAGGAAGAUGAGGAUGAUGAUUUACCGAUUGAUGCCCCGCGACUUUCUCUCCCGAUCGAUGUAGACGAUGAUUCGGACCUGCGCCCUCCUCGGUUAUCUGGCUUGGAGGAAGAGAACUACACGAUGCAGUCUAUUGAAUACCCGCGGAGAGCUAUUGAUGAGACUGAGGAGCGACGAAACACGUUGGCUCUCAACCGUGAGAGUGGAGUUGGUCUUGACCCGAUUCCCGAUGUGAACGAGAGCACAUUCAUGAUGAACUUGGAAGCAACACAUAACGAGGACCUCUCUGUGCCUCCGCUUGAAGCAGACGAUGAUCCGCCGAGCGACUUCCAGAACGAGCCAUUUCUCUAUGAACAGGAUGACCACGAUGAUGAGGAGCUAGUCGAGUAUAUGAGGGCUGGGGAUGAUCAGGAACCCGUGAACGAUGAAGAUGAGGGAAGUGUGCAAGAAGAGACUGUGGAUGGCACGAUGCUCAAUCUUUCGUCGCGGAAACGGAAAGGAGGUCCUAAAAUAUCGCAACACGGGAUCGAAUAUCCCUCUUUGCCUCCCGCGGUGAUUAAACGUCUGGCGCAGACCUUUGCCCAGACAAGUGGAGUGGCGAACGCCAAAAUAACCCCGGAUACUCUGGAUGCCUUGUCACAAGCUUCGGAUUGGUUCUUUGAGCAACUGGGAGAUUCUCUCCAAGCUUAUGCAAAGCAUGCUGGGCGCAAGACGAUUGAUGAGAGCGAUGUCAUUGCACUGAUGAGAAGUCCAAUGCAGGUCCCAGUACCCACCAAGAAACGACGAACCAAGGCCCCCGACCAUGUCGAGGGAGAGGAGUGA
Molecule: messenger RNA, 1239 nt
Organism: Parascedosporium putredinis
Lineage: Eukaryota; Fungi; Ascomycota; Sordariomycetes; Microascales; Microascaceae
Source: the annotation of a GenBank genome assembly